AUGCAGGCUCCGGGAAAAAGUGAGAAGGAAUUGCCCUCUGAAGCAAUGAAGGAGGAAAUAAAGACUAGUGAAGAGCGGGUAAAGAAGCUUCUUGAAAUGACUCCACCCAAAGGAAAAGAUUUCCUUUGUAGCAUUGAGCACAUAUUGGAGCGUGAAAGGAAUUGGGUUUGGUGGAAACGUGAUGGCUGCGCUCCAUUUGAGAAGCAACCGGUAGAGAAAAAGCCGGUUCAAGGUGGAACAAAAAAACGUCGGCCACGAUGGAGGCUCGGAAACAAAGAACUCUCUCAAUUGUGGAAAUGGGCAGAUCAGUAUCCGAAUGCUUUAACUGAUACUCAACGUGUGCGCACUCCCUCUAUCACAGAUUACUGGAAACCUCUGGCAGAAGAUAUGGAUGAAUCUGCUGGAAUAGAAGCGGAAUACCAUCACAAAAAUAACCGGGUCUAUUGUUGGAAAGGUUUGCGGUUUUCAGCCCGCCAAGACUUGGAGGGAUUUUCCAGAUUUACAGAGCACGGUAUUGAGGGGGUUGUGCCUCUGGAACUUUUGCCUGCUGAAGUGCGGGCCAGAUAUCAAGCUAAGCCAAGUGAAAGGACUAAGCGAGCUAAGAAGGAGGAAACAAAAACCUCAGCGCAGCAAGCAGAAGAAAAUCAGAUCGCGACAGCAGCAAGUGAGAUGGACAAUGAAGGGGGGCGAGCUGAUCCUGAAGCAUCAGUUGCUCCAAUUGACACAGACACGAGAAUUGCUACUGUUACCAUAUCUCAGGAAGAAACUCCAACUCCAGAAGAUAACCAGAAGCAAAGCUCUGAUACAGAUGUUGCUCAAGAAGCAGGGCAGAUGGAAGCAGACACAGAAGCAGAGACGGGGAUGAUUGAUGGAGAAACAGAUGCGGAUGUUGAUCUAGAUGCUGUAGGCUAAUCCAACUUUGUAUCUCUGCGUGCACCUUUUUUUAUCAGUUAGAAAUGAAAAGAAGAACUGAUACUGAACGGUUCAUGAACAACGCAAAAACCAUGCUAUUUAGACUUAACGCUAACUGUGCUGUGAGUUUUUUUUUUCUUUUCAAUCUUUUAGCAUUAAUAGAUCAUUUUCAAGUAUUUUAGCGAUGUCAAGUGAAAAUAACAUAACGAUAUUUUCACAAAUCAUAAGGGUCUAGAAGGCAAGGAGAGGGUGUUACCGUUAAA
Molecule: messenger RNA, 1175 nt
Organism: Nicotiana tabacum (common tobacco)
Lineage: Eukaryota; Viridiplantae; Streptophyta; Magnoliopsida; Solanales; Solanaceae
Source: RefSeq, a predicted model, not a curated record